Messenger RNA from Nomascus leucogenys (northern white-cheeked gibbon), 2719 nucleotides. RefSeq names its product transmembrane protein 119 (gene TMEM119). The record is from RefSeq and is a predicted model, not a curated record. Bases 164 to 1015 code for a protein of 283 amino acids. The transcript has 2 exons. Gene Ontology annotation, biological process: positive regulation of osteoblast differentiation; positive regulation of osteoblast proliferation; ossification. NCBI's taxonomy places the organism in Eukaryota, Metazoa, Chordata, Mammalia, Primates, Hylobatidae. Gene Ontology annotation, cellular component: plasma membrane.
GACGGGAGGAGGGACGGGAGGAGGGAGGGCGGGCAGGCGCCAGCCCAGAGCAGCCCCGGGCACCAGCACGGACUGCCUCUUCCAGCCCAGGCACCCCCCACUCUUGCUCCAUUCGGCAGGAGCACCCAGUCCUGUACGCCAAGGAACUGGUCCUGGGGGCACCAUGGUUUCGGCGGCAGCCCCCAGCCUCCUCAUCCCUCUGUUGCUGCUCCUGGGGUCUGUGCCCACUACUGACACCCACUCUGUGCCCCUGAAGGCCACGUUCCUGGAGGAUGUGGCGGGUAGUGGGGAGGCUGAGGGCUCGUCGGCCUCCUCCCCGAGCCUUCCGCCACCCUGGACCCCGGCCCUCAGCCCCACAUCGAUGGGGCCCCAGCCCACAACCCUGGGGGGCCCAUCACCCCCCACCAACUUCCUGGAUGGGAUCGUGGACUUCUUCCGCCAGUACGUGAUGCUGAUUGCUGUGGUGGGCUCCCUGGCCUUUCUGCUGAUGUUCAUCGUCUGUGCCGCGGUCAUCACCCGGCAGAAGCACAAGGCCUCGGCCUAUUACCCGUCAUCCUUCCCCAAGAAGAAGUACGUGGACCAGAGUGACCGGGCCGGGGGCCCCCGGGCCUUCAGUGAAGUCCCCGACAGAGCCCCCAACAGCCGGCCUGAGGAAGCCCUGGAUUCCUCCCGGCAGCUCCAGGCCGACAUAUUGGCCGCCACUCAGAACCUCAAGUCCCCAACCAGGGCUGCACUGGGCGGUGGGGACGGAGCCAGGAUGGUGGAGGGCAGGGGGGCAGAGGAAGAGGAGAAGGGCAGCCAGGAGGGGGACCAGGAAGUCCAGGGACAUGGGGUCCCAGUGGAGAUACCAGAGGCGCAGGAGGAGCCAUGCUCAGGGGUGCUUGAGGGGGCUCUGGUGGCCAGUGAGGGUCAAGGGGAGCUGGAAGGGUCUCUCUUGUUAGCCCAGGAAGCCCAGCGACCAGAAGAUGCCCCCGAAAGCCCCUGUGCUUGCAGCAGCAUCCACCCCAGUGUCUAACAGUCCUCCCGGGCUGCCAGCCCUGACCGUCGGGGCCCCAAGUGGUCACCUCCCGGGGUAUGAAAAGGCCUUCGGCCCUGACUGCUUCCUGACACUCCCUCCUUGGCCGCCCUGUGGUGCCAAUCCCAGCAUGUGCUGAUUCUACAGCAGGCAGAAAUGCUGGUCCCCAGUCCCCCGGAGGAAUCUUACCAAGUGCCAUCAUCCUUCACCUCAGCAGCCCCAAAGGGCUACAUCCUACAGCACAGCUCCCCUGACAAAGUGAGGGAGGGCACGUGUCCCUGUGACAGCCAGGAUAAAACAUCCUUCAAGGCUGGGUGUGGAGGCUCACGCCUGUAAUCCCAGCAUUUUGGGAGGCCAAGUCCGGACAUCACUUGAGACCAAGAGUUCAAAACCAGCCCUGGCAACAUUGUGAGACCCAUCUCUAUAAAAACAAAAAACAGUCCACUAAAUCAGCCACGUCAAUUGGGAAUCAUAUGUCACAGGUCAUUCGUGCGGCAAACAUCACUACUUUUCCAUCAAGGGAGUAAAGAAUAAGUGGGAGUUUUGGAAGAGUUUGGAUGAGAGAUGCCGAGGUGCCCAGCGUUCAUAAGGCAACAUGCAGCCUGGCGUGAAGCAGUAUUUUGGAACUGCAAAUGGUUCCCAUCUUGUGUCCUUUCAAUGCUGAAUAUUUUAGUGUCAUUCUGCCUGUGCUCAGAGUUCCAGCAGCAGAAGUGGGUGUGGUUAAUUAGGACACGUCUGUGAGAGGACCCCUGCACACAUUACGACAGGUCCCUAAAUGAGUAUUUCCCAAACUAGGUUCCCCGAGGCAUUCUUCAGAAGCAAGAUUUUUUUUUUUUUCUUUUUCCUUUUUUUUUGAGACGGAGUCUCGCUCUGUCACCCAGGCUGGAGUGCAGUGGUACAAUCUUGGUGCAAUCUUGGCUCAGUGCAAUCUGCCUCCCAGGUUCAAGCGAUUCUCCUGCCUCAGUACCUGGGAUUACAGGUGCCUACCACUGCGCCCAGCUAAAUUUUGUAUUUUUAGUAGAGAUGGGGCUUCACCAUGUUGGCCAGGCUGGUCUGGAACUCUUGACCUUCAGGUGAUCCACCUGCCUCGGCCCCUCAAAGUGCUGGGAUUACAGGCGUCAGCCACCGCCCCGGCCCAAACUACUUUUUAAAACAGCUGCAGGGUAAAAUCCUGCAGCACCCACUCUGGAAAAUACUGCUCUUAAUUUUCCUGAAGGUGGCCCCCUGUUUCCGGUUGGUCCAGGAUUAGGGAUGUGGGGUGUAGGGCAUUUAAACCCUCUCAAGCGCUUCCCAAGCACCCCCUGCCUGGGGGUGAGUUUCUCAUCCCGCUACUGCUGCUGGGAUCAGGGUGAAUGAAUGGAACUCUUCCUAUCUGGCCUCCAAAGCAGCCUAGAAGCUGAGGGGCUGUGUUUGAGGGGACCUCCACCCUGGGGAAGUCCGAGGGGCUGGGGAAGGGUUUCUGACGCCCAGCCUGGAGCAGGGGGGCCCUGGCCACCCCCCGUCGCUCGCACAUUGUCUGGCAGCCUGUGUCCACAAUAUUCGUCAGUCCUCGACAGGGAGCCUGGGCUCCGUCCUGCUUUAGGGAGGCUCUGGCGGGGGGUCCUCUCCCCCAUCCCUCCAUCUGGGACUCCCCCAACCUCUGCACAGCUCUCCAGGUGCUGAGAUAUAAUGCACCAGCACAAUAAACCUUUAUUCUGGCCUGAA